UUAAAUGACAGAAAAUGUAUUGUAUAAAAAGAAAGUAGAUUUUCUGGGAGUUUUCUGUACUGAGUUUAGAACCUGAAAUAAUUCAGAUUUUACCUUUAAAAUGGACAACAUUGGAACUACCCAAAUUAGGACAUCCAUGCAGCGUAUCUCAGAGUCGGUAUUUAUUGGAAUGUGUCAUAAACUCGGAACCUCACAGCAGGUGGCCAUGAGGAGAGAUGUGAUGGAAAUGGGUGAUAUGGUAAGGAGUCAAAAAGUUGCUACAGUAAGUAGUUCUACGGGUAUGUGCUGUUGAGUGGGAGUCAAAGAGAAGGGUUCAGACUCAUAGAAUCCGAUCAUGACAUGAUGCUAUGGCGAGCUGAUCACCGUGUGAUCUGGGAAUUAUCCCAGUCUCAGUAUUACAACACACAGAGACAAACUCUUAUCCUCUGUGACUGUUCUGAUAGUCCUAAAGGAUACGCUUUGCUAUAUUUACUGUCACCAAGCAAGCUUAGAAAAGUCCAGUAUGCUUGUAUUAGAAUGAAUGAUAGACAUUAUAUAUCUAGUUCCAAUUAUAGACAGAUCGCGUGCACCCUACCUACACCUAUUUACAUGUCUCCACAUGGACCAUGUGCCAGUGGAUCUAUUGGACCACUUGAAUUUGACAAUGCCCACUGUUUUGUUAGUGACUUUUGGCCUCCAUCUGUCUCUUCUUGGAUAGAGAGAUGUCACUCAUGGCCCCAGCCUCAUAUUGUGGAUGAUGUAGUGAAACAUGGGUGUCACCUAGUACCAAUAGGACAUAAACUUGGGAGAAAUGAAGACAAUGAAUGGAGAAUUUCUUUCUCACAGGCGGAAUGUAAACUCGUCUAUGCCAUGAACCAUUGCCAGUUCUUAACCUACGGUUUGCUGAAAUUGUUUUUAAAGGAAAUUCUUAACAAUGGCUUAAAUGACGAUUGUAAAUUGCUUUGUUCCUAUCACAUGAAGACAGUAGUUUUUUGGGUGAUUCAACAAAAUAUAAUUCCUCACUGGUGUGCACAAAAUCCCUUGGACUGUUUCUGGGUCUGUUUUAAGCUAAUUCUUAAAUGGGUGCAUGAGGGGGUCUGUCCCAACUUCUUCAUUCCAACAAAUAACAUGUUUCUGAGUAAGAUUCAUGGUGCAGCACAACAAUAUUCAUUCAAUAGAUUGUAUGAGUUGUAUGGGAGAGGGUUUGCAUUCCUGCUACACAGUCCCUCUAUUAGAUCUUCUAUUAUUACUGCCAUUUAUAACCCUAGAUACCCUAUCCAGAAACUAUGUACAGAUGAGCACACUCUGAUUUCUGAAAAUGAAUUUGAUAUUGAGUUGUUUACAGAAAUACAACGUAAUGAUUCAAUAUUAAUCUACAAAACACCUCUACAGACCUGCAUAAUGUACCUACAAAAAAUAGAACGGUUGAUUAGUGCACAUCCCAUGACACAAUAUCAAAUUAUUAUGGUGCAGAAAUUAACAGUCUCUAUCCUUCAGAACCUAGCUUUCAUAUUACCAUUACACACGAUGAGUUGUGCAUUUGAAAACAAACUAAGGUAUAGAGCUGACAAAAUUUCCCGUUACAUGUUGAAAAUAGCAGCAACGUUUGGUUGUAUCUCAGACUUGUUGUUCAUGGCUAUGUAUUAUUACAAGACAAACAGAUACAGGAAAGCUUUAUUUAUUAUAGACGUGGUAAAGCUUAAGUUAGCAAACCCAUGUGUAAUGUAUAUGUAUAAUGUAGAUGCAGAGAAAUAUACAGAGGCUGUAGGGGGACAGUCUUGGUUUACAAAGAUGAGACACGCUGUAGCAGGAGAUGUCACACUUGUAAACAUGAUCCAUUAUAUUUGUGAUUUAUUACCAGAACAACAAUAUGGUCUAGAGAAUACGACUUUUUCCUUAUCUGUCCCACUCUUUGUGCUAUUGAACAUGUUAGAUAUCCUUUGUUGCAGACAUAUAGAUACAAUUAGAGCACAAACAGCUCUAAAUGAUCUACAGACCCUAGUUCACUAUGAUCGUGGACAACUUAUAUACAGAGAUUUUAAGGACAUAUCAUGGCAGAUUCUGGGGAUCUGUCAGCAGGUGACAGGGAACCUCCAGGAUGCUUGGUACUCAUACCAACGAUCUCUGAGACAAAGUCAUUUAAUAAAUAAAAUACAAACAGCUACAAUAAUGAGGAUACAAGAUAUUUGUCAGUUAAAUUCAUUGAUUAAUAUAUUUUUAUAUAUCUCAAGCAUAUGUAUAUAAUAUAUAAUCUAUAAAGUUUCCUGUUUUCAUUCUGAA
Saccostrea cuccullata (small rock oyster) is the source of this 2259-nucleotide messenger RNA. RefSeq lists its product as uncharacterized. Bases 340 to 2223 code for a protein of 627 amino acids. The transcript has 2 exons. Lineage: Eukaryota; Metazoa; Mollusca; Bivalvia; Ostreida; Ostreidae. The record is from RefSeq and is a predicted model, not a curated record.